Molecule: messenger RNA, 957 nt
Organism: Funneliformis mosseae
Lineage: Eukaryota; Fungi; Glomeromycota; Glomeromycetes; Glomerales; Glomeraceae
Source: the annotation of a GenBank genome assembly
AUGCAAUAUCAUGAACAAUCAACUUCUGAAUCAAUUUUGAAAGAUAAUAUAAUAGACAGUAUUAUCACUGAAUUUUUUGGAUUUGAAAGAUAUUGUGAAAAGCAACACAUAUUAACUAUAUUAAAGACUGGUAGGGGAAAGAGUUUGAUAUAUGCGGUUGCAAGUAUACUAUUACAGGGAUUAACUAUAAUAUUUACUCCUCAAAAAGCAUUGAUGGAUGAUCAAGUACGAGAAAUGGUAAGAAUGGAAAUACUGGCGGUAAUGUUAUAUGAUUCUUUAGAACAAUCACCUCUAAUACAAGAAAAAUUUUUGCCAAAAUUGCAAGCGGAUUAUGUUUAUAAUAGUCAAGGCUUCCAGUUUGUUAUAAAUGAAGCAUAUUGCAUAGUUUCUUAUGAAGGAUUUGAAAUUAUACAAUCAAUUUUAGAAAGACCUAAUAUGAAAGUUAUUAGAACUUCAAUUAUUCAUCAUCCAGAAAUUACAUUAGAAAUUAAACCUAAACUAAUCACAAAAAAUAAACUUUAUCAAAUUAUAUUUGAUUUAUUAGAUAAUCUUGAAAGACGCGCAAUUAUUUAUGAGGCUACAGUUAUAGAAUGUAAUGAUAUGAUGAAAGAACUUCAAAAAAAUUUUGACCUAGCUAUUAUAGAAAUGUAUUAUGGAAAACUUACAAGUAAAGAACAAUCUAUUAUAUCUGUAAAUUGGAAGAAUAAAAUUAUCAAGAUAAUGUUUGCAACUUUAGCUUUUGAAAUUGGUUGGGCUAGACGAUCUGGACAACAAUCCAGAGCAAUAUUAUUUUAUUUACGAAGUGAUAUCUGUACAUUAUUAACAAUUUUGAUUAUUGAUCUUCAAAAAGUUCAUUCUGAAUCUUCAGUAUUGACUCUUAGUUGUAAAAUUGUAGGAAUUUGCGAAAAUGCAGAAAAUAUUAUUACUUCUAUAAUUUGGCAACAGUUUUUGAAAUAA